Messenger RNA from Astyanax mexicanus (Mexican tetra), 2039 nucleotides. RefSeq names its product solute carrier family 25 member 40 (gene slc25a40). The record is from RefSeq and is a predicted model, not a curated record. Bases 310 to 1329 code for a protein of 339 amino acids. Gene Ontology annotation, biological process: mitochondrial transmembrane transport. The transcript has 11 exons. Lineage: Eukaryota; Metazoa; Chordata; Actinopteri; Characiformes; Acestrorhamphidae.
UGUAGCGAAUCUGCUGUGUGUGAAGUAAAGAUGUAGGCUGCGCGCGGAUGUCAUGUGCGGUGUUUGAUGUAACAGUGUGUGUGUGUUUCAGGGAGAUGGUGUGUUACAGCGGCUGCGCUUCUCUCACUGUUUCAGUAACUCUGACCAGCAGAGGCUGAGGUUUAAUGCUGAGAGCGUUUAGAAGCGGAUUUAAAGCGAGUUAAAGAAGCUGUUAGUGCUGUAAAUGUGACUGCAGCUCGCUAAUGUCACCAAAUAAGAUCAUUUACUGGGCUUUUAACACAGACAGAGGACUCACACAGGGUUGUUAAGAUGGCUGCGGACAGCAUAACGCCGCUUCAGCAGAUGGUAUCCUCUUGUUCUGGGGCUUUAAUUACAUCAGUAUUUGUAACUCCUCUAGAUGUCAUUAAGAUCAGACUCCAGGCACAGAGAACUCCUUUUCCUAAAGGGAAAUGUUUUGUGUAUUGCAAUGGCCUGAUGGAUCAUAUAUGCGUGUGUGAAAAUGGUAACAGUAAGGCAUGGUACAAACCUCGCGGUCAUUUCAGCAGCACACUGGAUGCCUUCAUUAAGAUCAUACGGGUGGAAGGGAUCAAGUCGCUGUGGAGUGGCCUUCCCCCAACACUAGUGAUGGCAGUGCCGGCCACAGUGAUGUACUUCACCUGUUAUGAUCAGCUCUGUACAGCACUCAGGCAAAGGAUGGGUGACCAGGCUGACAAGGCGCCGCUACUGGCUGGAGCCAUCGCUAGAGCUGGAUCUGCUACACUGAUCAGUCCUUUAGAGCUGAUUCGCACUAAGCUGCAGUCAGAAAGACAGUCCUACCGAGAGCUGAGUUCUGUGAUCCGGUCGUCUGUACAAACUGAGGGCUGGCUCGCUCUCUGGAGAGGCCUGGGGCCAACACUGCUCCGGGACGUCCCAUUCUCAGCAUUAUACUGGUAUAACUACGAGAAGGGAAAAGCCUGGCUGUGUCGGUACAGAUCCAGUGAGCCGACUGUCACCAUCACCUUCAUUGCAGGAGCAGUGUCUGGAUCUAUUGCGUCUAUCGUCACUCUGCCGUUUGAUGUGGUGAAGACCAGGAGACAAGUGGAUCUCGGAGAGCUGCAGGCAAAGAGCCUGUCCACACAAGCCUCUUCUUUAACCUAUAACGUGAUGAAAAGGAUUGUGAGAGAGAGUGGCGUCAAAGGACUCUUUGCAGGCUUUAUGCCCAGACUUAUAAAGGUGGCUCCAGCCUGCGCUAUAAUGAUCAGCAGCUACGAGUUCGGAAAGACCUUCUUUCGCAAACGCAACCAGGAGAAGAAGAUGCGGGUGCUUACCCUUCAGACCAGCAGCACCUGAUCGCCCUUUAAUCACUUCUCUCCCUCCCUCACUUUCUACUUUAUAAACCUGCACGCACAAUACCUACCAUGUGCCCAUACCACUGAACCUGUACUGGGCUCCCAGAUCACCUUACAGAACACUCAAUUUAAUUAUGAAACAUUUGCUGAUGCACAGAACUCAUGAAUGGCAGAUCUCCUGUAAUUUCUCCUUUUUUGAACUGUGGUAUCGGUUCCUGUUUUUCUUGUGGUUUGUACUUGUAAGUUCUCCGCAGCCUGUGAUGGAUUAAGCUAUUUAUAUCCCACAAAGCAAAAAGAAUAAUGCAGGCCCACUGUUGUCAAGAAUAGCCUUCUUUGCAGUUCAUCAUCCACGCUCUGAAGCACCUCUCUGAAGUGUGGACUCAGAAGUGGGAAUAGGGAAUACUAUGUGAUGCCAAAUGUACCUUCUCCCUGAAGGUUAAUAUAAAUAGGAUUAUAAUGGAUGUGUACAAAUAUUCUGAAAUACAGUUAUGUGAAAGAAAACUUAACUUAAAUUAGUUAUAUUUUGUAUUCUAAUUAUUGUAUUCAUGCUUUUUAACAUUAUUUGUAUUAUGUCUAUCUACGUAUGUCCAUCUCAGCCCACUAAGUGAGGCAGUGAUCAGUGGUUUGUUUUAAUUGAGAUGUAAAAUCAUUUCAUUUGGUCAGUCCCAGGUUUUUAAAAAAUGCCAAUAAAAAUAAUCCAGCUUGUGUAAA